Molecule: messenger RNA, 3477 nt
Organism: Anneissia japonica
Lineage: Eukaryota; Metazoa; Echinodermata; Crinoidea; Comatulida; Comatulidae
Product: condensin complex subunit 3-like
Exons: 20
Coding region: 199-3363 (1054 amino acids)
Biological process (GO): mitotic chromosome condensation
Cellular component (GO): condensin complex; cytoplasm; condensed chromosome
Molecular function (GO): protein binding
Source: RefSeq, a predicted model, not a curated record
ACGUCUUGCAUUUCACAGAGAUAUGACUGUGCUAAUGGAAACAGGCAUUUUUACACGCACGAUCACAGUGUCGAUAGUCACACGGUUAUAACAAAUUCAAAAUUGCAGAACGGAGGCGCGGUAAACUCAAAAUUUAAUCAAAAGUUGUUUUCAAAUUAGGCCUACCUCUACUGAUUAUUAGUGUGGGAGAAAACAAAGAUGCCUGGACAGCCAUCAAAGUCCAUGAAAGAAGUGUUUGAGGAAUGCCAAAAAGGUGUACAAUCACAUAAUAAACUUAUUAAGGCUCUGAAGACAACUUAUGAGAAGACAACAGAUAAAGAGGCAUUCAGAGAGGAAUUCAUCAGUUUUCUUAAACAUGCUAUGAUCGUCUUUAAAAAGGAGCCCGUCGUGGAACGUACACUUGAGUUUGCUGCAAAAUUUGCUGUGUCGUUUGUUGAGGAAGACUCUCAAGAGGAGAGUGAAGAUUCUCAACCUGUAGAUGAUGAAGACAAUAACUUCAGCUUGUUUCUCUUUAGAUUUCUCUUGAAGUCUCACAAAGCCAGGGAUCGAGCAGUACGUUUCCGUGUUUGCCAGCUGAUCAACAAAUUACUGGUUAGCAUGCAAGAGGAUGCCCAGAUUGAUGAAGAUCUAUUUGACGACAUUUAUCAGUGCAUGCUUGUACGGUUGAAAGAUAAGUUUCCAGCUGUGCGAAUCCAGGCAGUUACUGCCCUCGCUCGACUCCAAGAUCCAUCGGACUCAGAUUGUCCUGUUAUUAAUGCAUAUAUGUUCUUCCUGGAGCAUGAUGCUGUACAUGAAGUAAGACGAGCUGUGUUGUCUUGCAUAGCACCCUCUACGAGAACAUUACCCACAAUCAUCCAGCGAAUACUUGAUACUAAGGAUUCUGUACGCAAACUGGCUUACCAGGUUAUUGCUGAGAAAGUCCAUGUCAAGGCAUUGACGAUUGCACAACGAGUGCGAAUUCUAAAAACUGGAUUGUCAGACCGCUCUGAAAUGGUUCGUGAAACAUGUGCUUCCAAGAUUAUCACAGCGUGGUUGCGGACAUUUGAAGGCAACGUGCUGGAGCUCUUGAAGUGCCUUGAUGUGGAGAACUCAUGUGAGACGGCAGAGAUGGCAUUGAAGAAGUACAUGAAGAGAAUACCACCUGAAGAAUUAGUGGAAAACUUCGAUCUUUUGAAUGGAAGACUUGUCAUUGAAGAAAGUUCAUUAACCUGUGAGAAUGUCCUCUACUGGCGGUGUCUAUGUGAACAUCUGAAUUCACUCGGUGGCCAAAACAUUGAUCUCCUUGACAAGCUGUUACCAACAGUUUCAUACUUCGCUUCGUACAUCAAUAGUUAUCUACAGGAGUUCACAGUUUCCUCAUUAGAUGUGACAAAAGUGGAAGAGACUUUAAAGUCUGAGUUCAUAGGUGAACAGUUGUUGAUUUUGACAAACAUCUUGGAUUUGUCUGAUGAAGUUGGCAGGAAAGCUUUAAGGUCAAUAGUGCAUGACCUGAUGAUUGCACCAAAUAUCCCAGCAUCCCUCACUCCCCUUUUGAUGAAACUGAUGGUGAAGCUGCUAGGCAACCAGGAGGAACUCAUCCAGCAGAUUGCAGAGAUCAUUUCUGAAAUAAGAGCGCCAAUAAUUACAACAAUUCAGAAGACACCAGAUAAAGAUGAAUGUCGACAGAAAGAAUUGAAGUUGGCCAGUGUUCGCAUGUUGUUGAAUGAAGCUCGGGAUGAACUGGAGACCUGUGUAGAGGCUCAAGAGUUUGGCAAAGCAGCAGAACUCAAGGACAAAGUUGCAGACCUGGAGAACACCAAGGAAACGCUGACCAAGGAAAAAGAACCACAAGUGGAGGAGAUUCAAACAGAAAAAAAUGAUCCUCAAACCCUUGUGAAAUGCUUGACCAUAGCAAGUGAAAUGCUUCAACAUUUACAAAUGAGGUCAUUCAACCCUACCCUGAGGACACUUAUUGAUACAUUGGUUCUACCAGGCAUUUUACAUGAGCAUGAGCUAGUAAGAGAUGUUGUCGUUCGAUGCCUGGGCCUAGCCUGCCAAAUGAACCGGGACUUUGCACGACAGCAUCUACUACUCUUUUUACAGGUUUACCAAGUUGAUCAGAAUGAGGUUAAGGUCACUGCCCUCAAGGUCAUUUUUGAUCUUCUGUUGACCUACGGAUUUGAAACCUUCAAAAUUUCAUUUGUCGGCCAAUCAGAAAGCUCAACUGAAUCUGAUGAAGACCAGAAGGGGGAGGGUGAUCAGAACAAUGAAGAGAAUAGCAGCAAAACAGCUAAUAGUCUGCUGAAUAUUCUGAUCAGGAUUUUAGAGAGUGAGAAUUCUGAGUUACGCACUGUAGCCGCCGAGGGUUUCUGCAAACUCAUGCUGUCUGGUCGUGUCAUCAGUUCAAAGUUGAUAUCCAGACUUGUUCUUCUUUGGUACAAUCCAACAACGGAAGAGGACCACCAUCUACGCCACUGCCUUGGCACCUUUCUGCCCAUGUUUGCUUUUGUGGCUAGACGCAACCAGGAAUGUCUUGAGGAAGCAUUUCUGCCAACACUGGAGACACUGUUUAAUGCUCCAACCACAUCCCCUCUUUCCAAAGUAAAUGACUCUAAUGUUGCUGACCUGCUCAUCCAACUGAUGGACCAGCGUAAUUUGCAAAACUUUGCUCAGGAGAACUUACAGGAGAGCAGUGUUCAUGACAGCCUAGGCCUCAAGAUCUGCAACCAUGUGCUAAGCAACCCUGAUGCCCCUGGAUGCCGUGUCUUAAUCAAGUCUCUGAACAAGCUAUACAUCACCCCUACAAUACACACCACCACCUUCAAAGAUAUGUUGACGCUGCUGCAACAAAUGUUAGAGGUAAUUGACGAUAAAGUGAGCAAAAAAAUUCUGGACAAGUUGAAGGCCAGCUUAACAGCAAUGAUUGUUGAUGAAAUACCAGAACCAUCAGCAAGCAACGAGAAGGCUCCAACCGAAGCUGUUGAAGAGAAGACGAAUGUCAUUGAUGGAAAUAACGACAACGAAGAAAUGGGAAAUGUAGAGGAAGACAAAAGCAAGGAAGGAACAGAUGAUACUCAAGAAUCGAAUAAUACACCAAUGGAAGUUGAGACCAAUGGUAAUGGUGAUAGUGUUGGUAGUGAAGAACGGAUUAAUACAAAGGCAUCCAAGACCAAGAAAAAUAGAGAUGAUGAAAAUAAAGAGCCAGUGAUAGUUGUGAGGCGGUCGUCACGGAGAAAGAAAGCCACUAAGCAAUCUGUAAAAAAGAAACCCAUUCGAUGUCAAUUGUAUUCAGAUUCAGAAAGUGAUACUGAGGACUUUCAAAAUUUAAAGCUACCACGCAAAGUAAAGGCUUUGAGCGAGUUAAAUCUAAGCGACAGUGAUUAACUUCCUCCAGUAGUAUCAUCUCAUUGGAAACAACAAGUGUUUAAACUUCUUUUUCAUGUUGUACAGUAUUUUAUAAUUACAGUAGUAUUUAGUAUUCCUAGACAAUUAAAAAAA